Talaromyces atroroseus is the source of this 1494-nucleotide messenger RNA. RefSeq lists its product as hypothetical. Lineage: Eukaryota; Fungi; Ascomycota; Eurotiomycetes; Eurotiales; Trichocomaceae. The record is from RefSeq and is a predicted model, not a curated record. The transcript has 2 exons. Gene Ontology annotation, molecular function: dephospho-CoA kinase activity. Gene Ontology annotation, biological process: coenzyme A biosynthetic process. The coding region runs from base 1 to 1494 and encodes 497 amino acids.
AUGUUGGGCGGAGGCGUCGAGCUGGAUAACGGUGGGAGGUGGAGGGAGGGAGUGCAAGGCUGGGUACCUGUCUGCGAUCGCAUAGAGGACGAGGCUGCUGCGGGAGCUCCGAGACAGCAAGAGCUGUACUGCACACACACUGUUCAGCGCACCAUGAGCAUUCAAGAGGCCAUUCCGAGAGCCGCGAGGUCAAUUGUCUUGGGGGUGGAGCUCGAGGCACAGCGGCAGGCAGAGAAUGCGGGUUUGAGGUGUUGUCUCUUCACCGUUGCACUCAUCCAAAGCCAGCUCCAGUCCGAUGCCAUGGCUGCUCCGUACGGUCUUCUACUACUACCGACCCCGCCCUCCCCCGCCGUGCGCCAGUUGAAGGAGGUAUAUGGACCGGCGCUGUCGCAUAUCUUUUCAGAUGCUGCGGUCCAGCUAAAGGGCUCCAGCAAUAUAUAUAAGCUUGACAUCGGCUUGGUCAUUCCCCAUUCACUCGGCGGUCAAUACCAGCCGCGGUCGAAAGCCUUCGCCAGCAUACAGCAUCUCCUGGCCAACUUCUAUACGCUGGUGGGCGCCACCAGUGCUUCUUAUGAUGUAGAGCUAGAUGUACCGGGUGGCGUGGACGUCCGGGUCUUUUUAGUUGAUCCCAGCGAACAGAGCCAGUUCAAAGACUCGCAAAGAGUACAAGGACCCGUCAUUGACUUGGCAACACUGGCAACUUCACAACGAUCCUGGGAUCAGAUUUAUGUUCCAGAUACGGACGGAGGAGAACUCCUAAUUGCGGCUUUCUUGAAACUUGACGUUUCUAUUCCUUCCAAGAAGCUCCCUAUAGGCAAUGUAUCAGUUACUCCGCAGACAGUUAUCACUCCCGACGAUAGGCGCUCUACAAGCCAUUCCGCCGUCAUAGUGGGCGGGACAUUUGACCAUCUUCAUAUUGGGCAUAAAUUGUUGCUGACAGCCACAGCAUUGGCACUUGAUCAUAGGAGAGAGGAGCAGGUCGGGAGCCGACCUAGAUCUCUCGUAGUUGGCAUAACAGGCGACGAGAUGCUCGUCAACAAGAAGUUCGCAGAAUACCUCGAGAGCUGGGAAGAGAGAUGGCAAAACACCGCGGCGUUUCUCCGCGCCAUCAUCGACUUCAGUCCGCCUGGGGAGAGCCCUCCUGAUAUCCAGCGGACAGAGAAACCAGGCCCCAAUGGCAAACAGGUUUCGUUUCAAGUCGCGCCGGAUUUAACUGUCCGCUUGGUGCAGAUUGCGGAUCCGUUUGGCCCUACCAUUGCGGAGGAAGAUCUUGGGGCUCUGAUUGUGUCAGCAGAAACCAGAUCUGGUGGACAGGCAGUGAACGCAGAGAGAAACAAGAGAGGAUGGGCAUCCCUGGAGGUCUUCGAGGUGGACGUGUUGCAGGCGGGAGAAGCAGAAGCAGUAGCGGAUACGUCGGCCAGUGGUUUCGAAGCCAAAAUCAGCAGCACCGACAUUCGCCAGCGCCGAAUGAAGAGUGCCAACAGCAGCCUUUAA